Molecule: messenger RNA, 1109 nt
Organism: Hydractinia symbiolongicarpus
Lineage: Eukaryota; Metazoa; Cnidaria; Hydrozoa; Anthoathecata; Hydractiniidae
Exons: 2
Coding region: 580-1065 (161 amino acids)
Source: RefSeq, a predicted model, not a curated record
CUACCUAAUUAAGUUCUAUUCAUAUAAGUAUUUAAGAAAAGAACAUUCGUUUUUUACAGAAAAGUUUAGUACAGCAAAUAAUUGUAAAUAAACUUUCAAAUUUUGAGCUACCUCACUUCAUGCGGCUUUAUCAUGCUCACGCUUCUUCUCGAACUUUGAAAUUCAUAAUGGCUGCAUAAUUGACGUCACAAGGACCAAAGAAUUAUAGGAUGCCUUACGGUGAUAUAUUCUACUGACUAAAUCGUGUUUAGAAUGCCUUGUUGAUAUGUUUCGAAGUAUUAAAUAUUUAUGAGAUAUAGAAGAUUCAUUAGCACUAGAAAAAAAUUUUGUUGUUUGCUUAAUGCAGAAUUAUUUGUUUUCUUUUAAAAGCAACACGUUUGUUAAGUAAUGUAAUCUUCGGAUGAGUCGGAAUCAAAAUGUUCUAACUUUGUACUUGGCUUCCAGUUUAAACCUACACGUAGGGGGGAUUUAUCGGAGUCAUCGUGGGUGACAUAUGACAGUGAUAACGAUGGGGAAAUAGCAGAAUUAAGGAUUAGCCUUCACGCUACGUCGCGGUGUAAAUGCAACAAUUGCCCUCAAAUGAGCACUGAAAAUGAAUGUUUUUGCUGUCACAAACUGGAAUCAAGACAUAUAUAUAACCUACAAGGUGUGUACUUUUUAGCAGGAUAUACGAAACAUUAUAUGCUGAUUAUUAAGUUAUUAAAAAUAUAUUCUUUAGAAAUAAACUGUAUAGUCAAUCACGAAGAUUUCGACCCGAUUGUUUUAAGGAAAGGAAAUCUCUGGACUGCUUUGGUUGGAAUGUAUGAUAGAGAAUCGACAUAUCUUCCUCCAAGAAAUGACGUUCCCAAUAAAACAUAUUGCUAUGCUGCUUACCGACAGUUCACGUGGUGGGUUCACAACAGACUUGGCAAAUCUGUGCUAAGGGUCAUCCCGUCAUGUGCAGUGAAAAAAAUUUGUGAUGCUUAUCCAGAGCCUGACGGGGUAUACACAGGAUAUAUGGAAGGGCAUGUAGUUCCUGAAAAUGAGUUAACAUGGGUUUUCCAUGAUGCCGAAAAUGUAUUUUAACUUAAUUAAAAAAAUAAAAAAAAAUAAAAAAUAAUAAGUACAAA